UGACAGUGAUUUGUUUGUGUUUUUCAUUGACAUUUUAUUUUUGAGGUUACAAAUUACAAUUACAAAAUAAGGAUUAUUUUAAAAAUCCUUGGAAUUAAAUUAAAUUGAGUAAACAAAGUUGAUCACAAAGUUUCAAAUUUAAAAUAUUCAUAUAAAUUAGGUAUUUAUUGCUUAAGAAAUUUAUAGAAAUCAUGUUUGGAAGUGUUAGAAUGUGCAGUAAUAUCAGACGGAGUAUCAUUUUCAAAAAUCAACGCAAUUUGUGUUCUUCAAUGAGACUUUUUAAUACAGACGCAACUGGAGUAGAAGAUGCUUCUACUAAGAUGGGUGGUUUCGCUAAAUCUUACGACAAACAAAGUCAAUUGUUUAAAGAGGAGCCUGAACAGAAACAGACAUUCGAAUCGCUGCUCAGGAAUUCAAAACUUAUGGAUCUUGGCGACCCAGUAGAUAAAAUUGUUACGGGAAAAAUAUUUCAUGUUGUUGAAGACGACUUGUACAUUGAUUUUGGUUGGAAGUUUCAUUGUGUAUGCACAAGGCCUACAACCAGGGGAGAAGAAUAUGUAAGAGGUGCAAGAGUUCGACUACAGAUAAAAGACUUGGAGUUGUCACAAAGGUUUCUUGGUUCAACUACUGAUCUAACUCUCUUGGAAGCAGAUUGUAAACUAUUAGGCAUCAUUUAUUCACCAGUACAAUCCUCUGUUAGUGAAAAAUCAACUUAGCAUUACAACUUACACAUUUGAUUUAAAAUAAGUGAAUAAAGUAGUUAAAAUUUGA
Molecule: messenger RNA, 771 nt
Organism: Bicyclus anynana (squinting bush brown)
Lineage: Eukaryota; Metazoa; Arthropoda; Insecta; Lepidoptera; Nymphalidae
Gene: mRpS28
Product: 28S ribosomal protein S28, mitochondrial
Exons: 2
Coding region: 192-716 (174 amino acids)
Cellular component (GO): mitochondrial small ribosomal subunit
Source: RefSeq, a predicted model, not a curated record